AUGGUCUUGGAGAAGAAACCGGUGCUAGCAGUUAAGGGCGUAUCUGUUUUGUCAACAACACCAGCUACCCAACGACGUCGACCCUCAAAUUCUAAUUGUUCAACAAAUAUAGUGUCACCAUCUACAGAUCAAAAUAUAUCUGCAGAUUCUUCUUUAGUUGAACAACAAAAAAGAAAUAGAGAAAAUGUGGCAGUUGGUGUUGUUAGUCCAAUGUUACAAAAACAUGAAAAUAAUUUUAUAUUAAAUAAUGAUCAGAACAGAACGUUGGACAAUGUUGAUACAAUAAUUGAUAAUACAAUGGGUAUUUCUUUGAUGGAAGAAAAGGAAGAGCCCCUCAAAUUUAAAGAAAAAAUAAAUAAUAAUGAAGAAAAAAAUAAUAAACAAAAAUCUUCUUCUACCUCAACCUCUACUAAUAAUCAGGAAAAUUUAUCAAAAAAAGAUGAAAAGAAAAUUUUAACAAAAAAACCUUCAAAUUUAAAUAGAAUAUUAUUACCGAGUACAUCGACUACAAAAAUUGGGAAAAUUAAAACAAAAGAAAAUAAUUUAAUGACAAAAACGACUAAAAUUUUACCUAAAGGAAAUGAAAAAAUAAUUAGAGAGGAAGAAGAAUGCCCACAAUCUCCUUUAAUGCCUCCACCUCUAGCACCAACAAAAUUAUGUAAUAAUGUGCAAUUGAGGGGUGAAUUACAAGGCAAGUUUAAUGAAAAUUUUAAUUUUUUAAUUUACUAUUGUUUUUUUUAUUUGGGUCUUUUAUAA
Molecule: messenger RNA, 756 nt
Organism: Meloidogyne enterolobii
Lineage: Eukaryota; Metazoa; Nematoda; Chromadorea; Rhabditida; Meloidogynidae
Source: the annotation of a GenBank genome assembly